Messenger RNA from Acipenser ruthenus (sterlet), 2869 nucleotides. Its product is annotated as protein spire homolog 2-like. Gene Ontology annotation, cellular component: cell cortex; cytoplasmic vesicle membrane. Gene Ontology annotation, molecular function: actin binding. The coding region runs from base 16 to 1566 and encodes 516 amino acids. Gene Ontology annotation, biological process: Golgi vesicle transport; actin filament network formation; actin filament polymerization. The transcript is spliced from 12 exons. Lineage: Eukaryota; Metazoa; Chordata; Actinopteri; Acipenseriformes; Acipenseridae. The record is from RefSeq and is a predicted model, not a curated record.
GAACAGUUGAGUAAUAUGUAUGUGUGUGUCUCUGUCUUUCAGAUGCUGAACAAGAUCCGAGAGGAGGAGAAACCUGAAGCGGGACCCACAGCCGAGUUAGACAAGCUCAGGCACACAGACUGGGCACGGCUCUGGGUGCAGUUGAUGCGAGACCUGCGGAAUGGUGUCAAGCUGAAGAAGGUCCAGGAGCAGCAGUUUGACCCGCUGCCUACCGAGUUUGAGCUCACCCCCUUCGAGAUGCUCAUGCAAGACAUCCGCGCCCACAACUUCAAACUGCGCAAGGUCACGGUUGACAGCAGCAUCACAACACGGGUAAAGAAGGAUGCUCAUGAACUCAUCCUGGAUUUUAUCAGAUCUCGACCUCCAUUAAAACCGGCAUCUGAAAGGAGACUUCGGCCACUGCCUGAGAAGGAGCGCACCCUCCAUGAGAAAAUCCUGGCAGGAAUCAAGCAAGAGAGGAAGCUGCGACCAGUGGAGUCCCCCUGCCAGAACAGGAGAAACUUUGGCUCCCUGCCCUGCAUUGUCCAGGCCUACUCCAGUGAUGUGAUGUCCACCUCUUGCAUUGACCUCUCCAUGCCAGAGGGUGCUGCCAGAGCCCCACCGCAACGCCCUCGGGUCCUGCUCAAGGCACCGACCCUGGCUGAGAUGGACGAGUUGAAUAUCUCUGAGGAAGAAGAGUCUCCGAAUGGGGACAUGAAGAGGGUGGAGAGUUCGCCGGUGCCUCUGAAGCGCAACCACUCCUUCUCUGAGCGAGACCUGGUCCAGCUGCAGAGCGAGAUGGCACAGUCACAGUCUGCGUCGGCACACUUUGCUGGGAGAGGGGAGCGGCCGCGCUCUGGAAGUGUGGGCCUCUCAUCCAGGGAUGCGAUUCACUAUAGGGCUUCUUCCCCUGCUGGGGGUCUGGCAGCCAAGAGGUCAGUGGCGUUCUCCCCUGGGAGAGGCUCACUUAGCUCAGUGGAGGAGAGGUCAGAGAGAGACGGCAGCUCUUUGUCCAAACACAGCUCCACGAACCAGUGGAUGGAAGAGUUCAGCCAUCCUGUGGAGAGUCUUGCUCUGACCAUAGAGGAGGUGAUCACCGUGCGCAAGGUGUUGGUGAAAGCUGAAAUGGAAAAGUUCCUUCAGGACCGGGAGCUGUGCAAUAACCUGAAGAAGGGAAAGGUUUGUUGCUGCUGUCGAGUGAAGUUCCCAUUGUUUUCAUGGCCGUCGAGUUGCCUCUUCUGCAAAAGAAAUGUGUGUGGAUCAUGCAGUGUAAAGAUGAAGAUCCCUUCAAAGAAGCUGGCACACAUACCUGUUUAUGCCAUGGGUUUUGAGAGCACUGGAGGCCGUCACUCCAAGAAGCAUGAUGUCUAUCAGUCUCUAAGGAGUCUGAGCUGCCGGUCGGUUGAAGAGGAGUUCCCUCAUCUCUAUGCCAACGGCUGCAGUCUGAAGGAUAUCUGCACUGAGUGCACCAAGUUUGUCGGUGAUGUCAUCACCUCGAGCCGGAAGAGUUUGGACAUUCUGAACACCACACCCAGAAAAGCCCAAUCCCUGCGUGUCCCUGUUGGCAGGUCUGCAAAGUAUAAAUAAACUCCUUUUUCGGGACUUAAUUCAGCCAUCUCCGAACUGAAAAAGCAUAAUGUUCCUUUACCGGCAUGUUCUAAAUAAUGCAGUAUUGCCUGUGAUAGCUUCUCCUUCCGGUUCUCUCCUGAAGCACAUUCCUCAGCAUCUUGUCUGAAAGAACAGCUGUACAGUCGGCCAGGUAUGGCCUUGCAAACCCACGGAGUGUGUUGCCAUUGGCUUUGCAAAUCACAAAAUCAUUGUAAAAGUAUUUAAUGAAUGUGAUCCACAACUACAUCUGAAAUAUGCCUUCUGUAUUGGAGUGGACAGCAACAUUCUGCCUUGCCUCAACAAGUGCAGCUUGGAUUUAAAAAAAGGGAACAUGCAAGGCAGUGAUUCAGGAAAGGUGUUGGGAUGGGAUUAUGAAACUCCAGAAACUUGAAAAAAGACACUAACCUUUCUAUGUUGUCCACACUGAGAACUAGCGAAAUAUUCUUUAUCUAAGCGUUAUAGUUCAUCAGGACUUCCAUCAUAACCACCAUGGAUGUGGCUUGAGAUGUACAGUAAUUCCUGAUGAAAGAUUUGUAUGUAUAUAAAAAACAACACAUGUAUUGCUAUUGCUGCUGCUGCUGCUGCAGAAUGAAAGAAAAUGCACCUCCUAAAGUGUAAAGCAGAAGACUACUGUUUGUCUUUUAUGUGUAUAUAUGAGGAGUACCAUUUUUUUUUUAUCCCUCAGUAAACAAAUAUGAUGUACAGUAUUUGCAUUGGAAUUCUGCAAUCCAGACCUUGUAUUGAGACAUGUUAUCCACCCAGUAGCUGGUCUUUAAUUGAUAGCAUGGGAAUGUUUUCAUUUUAAUAACGUAACUCAACAGGGUAGUUACACAUGAAUGGUUGCAUUUCCAACCAUUGAGUUCUGUGGUUGCAGAAUUACAACAAGGCUACUACAGCAUGAAGAGCCAAGAUGGAUUUUCAUAAUGGCAAUAAUAACCUAGACCUACUGAAGCUACCAGUGCGGUCUUUCAUUAAGAUUGCUUCCCAGUUAAUUUUAAAAAAAAAGUUUAACUUGUUUUUAUGUCCUGCUGCUCUGGAGAGUUUAUGUUGUGUGUUGUGUGGUUGUUUUUUUUUUUUUUUGGUUUUUUUUUUAUACUUGGUUUGUGUUUGUCAUGUUACCCUACAUUUGUUCUCAUGAGAAAACAUUGUAUGCUAGAUUUGUGACGAUAGGGAAAGCUACCUGGCUUUGAUUCUCCAGUUAGCUGUAUUAAAAUGGUGCCAACAGCAAAAGGAUCAUCUUAACACGGAAUAAAAUGAAACUGCAAUAAAACUGUGCUGUAGU